This is a messenger RNA of Hypoxylon trugodes, 1276 nucleotides long. Its product is annotated as isocitrate/isopropylmalate dehydrogenase. The transcript has a single exon. The coding region runs from base 199 to 1248 and encodes 349 amino acids. The record is from RefSeq and is a predicted model, not a curated record. Gene Ontology annotation, biological process: tricarboxylic acid cycle; isocitrate metabolic process. Gene Ontology annotation, molecular function: isocitrate dehydrogenase (NAD+) activity. NCBI's taxonomy places the organism in Eukaryota, Fungi, Ascomycota, Sordariomycetes, Xylariales, Hypoxylaceae.
CUUCGGGCAAUGUCCAGAGGUUCACGAUGAAAGUAGUGUUGGCAUCGAUGUAUAUGAAGGUGUAGUGAAUGCAUCAUUUUCGUCAAAUAAUUUGUUUCGUGAAUUUAAUUAUAUUAUUGCAUCAAGGAUCGUCUUCUGCCAUUAAUCCAGAGAUAAGAAAAACACUUACAUCCAUUUGCAAUCACACCAUUAUCCAUCAUGCGUGUAGGAAUUAUUAAGGGGAACGGCAUCGGCCCGGAAAUCACCGCAGCCACACAGCGCGUUCUCGAAGCAACCGGAUUACCAUUUGAAUGGGAGGAUAUUCCAAUUGCCGGGGUGGCCAUACAAGCUCAUGACCACCCUCUCCCGCCAGAGACGGUGCAACGAUUGCGCGCCGCAAAGUACAACAUCAAAGCACCCCUCAUCGUCAACAAACUUGAAGGCCGCAUCACAUGCGUCCAACCGGAUGGGUCCGAAUUAACAUACCCGUCGCUUAAUAAUGCGAUCCGGCGUGAGCUAGGCUUAUUUGUCAAUCCGCGGCCGAUAAGAGGCUUCCCGGGAGUCUCCGGUCGCCAUGAGAGUCUUGACAUUGUGGUCAUGCGCGAGGUUACAGAGGAUGUAUAUAUCGGACAUGAGCAUAAGAUCGGCGACGAUAUCGCCGCGGAGGCCAUCAAACUAACUACGCGUGCCGCUGCUCUGAAGGUAGCGAAAUACUCAUUUGAGUAUGCUAGGAGAUUGGGACGCAAGCGCGUGACUUGCCUGCACAAGGCAAAUGUGCUGAAUUACACCGACGGUCUCUUCCUACGCUGCUUCCAGGAGACGAGUCGGGACUAUCCGGAGAUCCAGAGCGACGACAUGAUGAUUGAUGCGGCGUGCUACACGAUUGUACGUGAUCCGAAGCGCUUCGAUGUCAUCGUCACAGCAAACCAGUAUGGUGAUAUCUUCUCCGACUUGGCAGCCGGCCUGGCAGGGUCGCUUGGUUUAGCACCGGGGGCAAAUAUCGGCGACGGUGUUUGUGUUUUCGAGGCUAGUCACGGUGCUGCCCCGGAUAUUGCAGGGAAGGGUAUCGCGAACCCACUAGCUCUGGUUUUGAGCGGCGCGGAACUUCUAGACGAGACCGGGAACCACAAAGAAGCUACCGCCGUUCGGGAAGCGGUCCGAAAAGUGAUUGAGGCCAAGACGAGUUUGACUCCGGACUUGGGCGGAAGCGGAACGACAGAUUCCUUGGCUGCUGUGGUGUCUGAAGAGGUUAAGAAGAUACUCGCAUAGAUCUUAAGAAAAAUAUGUAGAUAUACCG